Molecule: messenger RNA, 2252 nt
Organism: Cloeon dipterum
Lineage: Eukaryota; Metazoa; Arthropoda; Insecta; Ephemeroptera; Baetidae
Gene: unk
Product: RING finger protein unk
Exons: 11
Coding region: 74-2026 (650 amino acids)
Molecular function (GO): metal ion binding
Source: RefSeq, a predicted model, not a curated record
UGAGUGUUAGCACGCUGCGCAUGUGAAUGCGCAACACAGCCUUAACAAUUUGUUGUUGUGUGAUAGUUCCACAAUGCCGUCGGAGCAGAAAGCCAUGGUUGGAAUUCAAACUGAAAAGCCUAACCACUACACGUAUCUGAAGGAAUUCCGAGUGCAGCAAUGUACUCUUUUCCUGCAACACAAGUGCACAAACCAUAGACCAUACACAUGUUUUAAGUGGCAUUUUAAUAACCAACGUCGUCGGAGGCCAGUAAAAAGAAGAGACGGCAACUUCAAUUACAGCCCUGAUAUCUACUGCUCAAAGUACGACGAAACCUCAGGAACGUGUCCUGAUGGAGACGAAUGUCCAUUACUACAUAGAACUGCUGGAGACACUGAACGCCGUUACCACCUCAGAUACUACAAAACAUGCAUGUGUGUCCACGAUACUGAUGCACGUGGUUUUUGUGUCAAGAAUGGACCGCAUUGUGCAUUUGCUCAUGGUAGCCAUGACAUGCGGCCUCCUGUUUAUGACAGCAGAGAAUUACAGAUUUUGGAAGCUGCUGCUGCCGAAGAGGCUGAUAGUUCAGGGAAAGUCUAUCCAAACUUGUUAGACAAAGAAAAGAACCAAGUAAAUGAAGAUCCCAAAUGGCAAGACACAAAUUAUGUACUGGCAAACUAUAAGACAGAGGCGUGCAAGCGUCCGCCACGUCUAUGCCGCCAGGGAUACGCUUGUCCGCAAUACCACAACCUUCGUGACCGUCGCAGGAAUCCGCAACAGUAUAAGUAUCGGUCAACGCCAUGUCCGAGCGUGAAGCAAGGUGACGACUGGGGCGACACGAGUCUCUGCGAUGCUGGCGACGACUGCCACUACUGUCACACGCGCACCGAGCAGCAAUUCCAUCCUGAAAUCUACAAAUCCACUUACUGCAAUGAUGUCCAGCAAAACAGCCACUGCCCAAGGGGAGCGUUCUGUGCCUUUGCGCACAACGAAGGCGAGAUGACCAACGCGCGCAACGUCAUUGACGUCCUGAGUUUGAAACCUAAACUGGCAGACAUCAUGUCCACGGUCCUUCCUGCGAGCAAUGGGUCUGAAAUCAGUGAAGAGGAGGGAAGUCUGUCGCCGGAGGAAGUAGCAAUGCAAAACUUUGAGAAGAUAAAGCCAAACGCAACAGGAAAUGAUAAGCAGUCGCUCUUUACUCCGUUCAUUAGCUCUGGAAUGAACUUUCACUCUGCUAGUUCUCGCGCUCCCGGCUUUGAAAAAUCUGACCCAUUACUAGGACAAUUUGAAAGUUUGUCGCUGAAAUCAUUUGGCAUUGGCAAACCCGGAGACAGGGACUUGGACUCACCAAAUUCAAUAGCACAAGGAUUAACAUCAAAUUUGCUUGGAAGCUCUGCGCCAGUAAAUAUUCCAUCUCGCCCAAGAAUGGAAGUAGGACCAUCUCCAUCUUCCCCAAGCUACCGUCUGCUUUCUGGAGCUGGCCCUUACCAUGAAUCAUUAGAAGAGAACUCUCUGUUUUCUGAUCCACUUGGCAAAAGUAGAAUAGGUAGUUACCCUUCGGCAUCUGGAAACAACCUCUACAGCUUUUCACCUCCUGCAAAUGCCGCAAUUACUAGGCCAACUCUUUCUCAAAAUUCCAUCGGGGGGCCAUUGCAUUCGAAAUUACCCAUAGCGGAGCCAGCAGAUGUAAGAAUGAAAAAGGUGCAAGAGAUGGUCAGUCCUAAUCGUGCAGCAAUAGUUACUUGGGAAGAGAGAAUUGCUCAAGCUAGAUUAGCCUGUGAAGCCUGGAAACAAGAGGCUGAAGAGAGUAAAAUCAAGGCAAAGUUGGCAAUCCAGCGAAGAGAUGAAGCAAUUAUUCAAAUUAAUACUUUGAAUCAGGAACUGGACAAGAUGAAACAAGAUCCCUACUUAGUUGCACUAAAUAGGCAGUCUGAUUUAAAGAACUUCCCAAUGCAUGUGUUACAAUCACUGCAUGCGAGAUUGAAAAGAGAUUUGGAUGAAAUUAGCCGCGUCAUUGAAGAGAAAUGCACCGACAUGAAGACGUGAUGCGCUUAACUGUUUUCAAUUCAAGGAUGAUAAAAGGAAAACUUCCCAUUCAAUAUCCUACUUAGGAACUAACCAACAUAAAUUUAUACUUUUAUCAAAAAAUGAUAGAGAAAUUGUUUUAAUUUGCUAUGGAAGUUUUUAAAUUUAUUUUAAAUACCCCCAUUUGUAAACAGCGGACAUUGUUACACUAUUGGAUGAUUGUCCCAAUAAAUAAAAUUUUCUCUCA